CUGAGAGCAGCUCUCACUGCUGCCAUUUUGAAUUGUUCUCAGUUUUUCACCCUGCAAUGAGCAAAGUGGCUGAGAAUGCAGGACUUCACGGACUCACAGAGAAAACCGGUAGAAGAGAUCAGCGAUCAGACGGGGCAGCUUCAAGAUGAGAAGAUUUCAGUGCAAAAGAGAACCUUCACCAGGUGGAUGAACAUGUUUCUGCAGAGACACAAUCCUCCACUUGAAGUGCACGACCUGUUUACUGACAUUCAGGAUGGCAGAAUUCUUAUGGCCCUGCUGGAGGAGCUGUCUGGGUGCAAACUACUUUACAGGUUUAGGUCAUCUUCUCAGCGUAUUUUUAGACUGAACAACAUUUCUAAGGCUCUAGCUUUCCUGGACAACAGACAUGUGAAGCUGCUUGGCAUCGAUGCCUCUGGCAUUGCUGAUGGCAUCCCAUCUGUCAUUCUCAACCUUGUCUGGAACAUCAUCAUGCAUUUCCAGGUUGGGCUCAUCCCAUCAUCAUUCAUCAAUUUAAAAUCCUUAUGCAUUUUUCUGUGUAAUGGUCAGUUUUUGUCACUGAUCUUUCAUUCACACCUCAAUUAUAUUGUAAUACAGGUGAAUGAGGUGAUGGGAAGCCUCCAGAGACAUUUGUCCUCUAGCCUCUUACCUUUAUCUCUGAGCAGUUACCCAACUACUAGUGACCUCUCACCUCAACCAAGUGAUAACAGCUAUUUAAGUAACAUUCUGCCAAGGAAAAGCAGGAAGACUGCCAAUGAGCCCAAGUAUAAUGGUAAAGAAAUUAAGAAGACACUCUUGCAGUGGGUCCAAAGUUGUACAUCAAAGUAUGGGGUGGAUGUGCUUGACUUUGAGAAGAGCUGGAGGAGUGGACUGGCUUUUCUUGCUAUGAUUAAGUCAAUUAACCCAGACUUGGUUGAUCUUAAAGAGAACUUGUCCAAAGAACCAAAAGACAACAUCCAGCAGGCUUUCAUGAUAGCUCAUCAUAAUUUGGAUGUACCACCUCUGUUGGAGCCUGAAGACGUGGCAUGCACAUCACCAGACGAGCAGUCCAUCAUAACAUAUGUGUCGAUGUUCCUGAGGCAUCAUUUUAGCAAAGAUGAGGAUCAUACACCGGGCAUUGAAGUUCCUGAGAGUCCCAACUUUGGAUCAAUUGAGUUGGUCAGCUUUGGAGAAACCCUGACUGAUGAUCCAGACGUCCAAGUUCUGCUGAAAACCUUUGAGAAGAGCAACGAACAAACACUGUGGAGACGAUGGUGCAGGAGAUCUUCAGGGACUUCCUGGCCCUCUCUCUCUAAUCAAAGAGUAUUAGAGCCACCCAGUCCACUUGAUGCUUGUUUGGUUAAUCAGGAGAUCCAGUUGUGGAUGGAGAAGAAUUUGGAUUAUGGUUAUGGGAAGAAACGAGUGGAUGGAAGUCAGACUUCCUUGAGUUCCAUGGAGGGAAUUUACAGCUUGUCCACGCUGGACUCAGAUGAGGAGGAAGCCUACAGUUACAUCCUGGACCAGAAUAAGGAUGUUUUUCAACCAUAUAGUCCUCUGAAAAGACAAGUAACAAAAGUUGAAGAGGAAACGGCAGAGGAAAUGAGAAAAGAGACAAAAUAUCUGGAAGCAUGUGAAACGUUUAAUGGCAGUGGAGGUAAACAUCAGGACGCCGGGUCUAACCUAAAAUCAGACGUCAUGGCUCAGUCAGUGGUUCACAGGAAGUUUGAUUGGGACUGGGAUAAAAGUGGCCUCAGGGAGAUGACAAACAACAGAGCUAUGUUUAACUUAAACUCAGAGGCUGGAAGAAGAAGCAAAGAGGAAUGCGAAGAUAAGAGACUUAAGAGAAUGCACAGUAAUGAUGAUUGUUAUGAGGAAGAAAAAGGGAAGAGGACAGAAGAUGCUAGAAAAGUGAAAGAAGAUUAUCAGAAAGCAAAAGAUGAAGCAAUGAUUGUUGAAGUGGGUAGUUGUCAGAAGUAUGUUAAUAAAGUUGGGGUCUCUGAAAACAGCGGCCUAGUGAGCAAGAUGAGAGCGAUAAAGGAAGAUUUGAAAAGAUUUGAGAAGAAAGGUCCAAAGGAAGAGAAUGAGGGGGAGGAAGUUUCAGUGAAGAAGGAAGAGACAGGAAGUCAGAAAAGUGUAACUUUAGAAAGUUUCAAGGUUCAAGUAAAUAAAAAAUUCACUGAUGUUGCUUGUGAAAUCAGUAGGCCGGAAGCAGCUCGAAUUAGCACAGAGAAAGAUGGUGACAGGAGAGAUGAUACCUUCAAAAUAGAUUUAACAAAGAAAACUGAUCAUGAGACAGUUUCAGUUGAUUUUGAGCCGGUUAAAACAGAAGAUGGGAAGAACAAGGAACUGAUAUUGAGGAGUGAUGUGACAACAGCAGCCCACCCUGGUCACACAAUACCAAGAAAGCUCACUGAUGACAUCAGUGAACAUGAAAACAGUUGGACUCUUGCCUGUAGUGCAACGCCUGGGUCGUUCAGCGAAGGAAGACUUAUUCCAGCCUUAAGUGACAUAACUCCAUUAGAGCUGGAAAUGCUUCUGGUCCUGUGGAUCCUGCUCUACUGCUACUUCAUCCUUCGUCAGAUGAUCCUCUGAGUCCCCUUGGAGUGUAGUCUCACAUUAAGAUAUGAUUAUUAGCCAAGUUGGCACUAAUGAACUGAACAAGGACACCUAGGGCUGGGCUGACUCUUUAUCGCUGUCACUAAAUUUCCCCCAAGACAACAUUUAAUGAUUGUGUUUGCUUCUUGCUGCCACCAGAUAUGAUUUUUAAUAAUAACUGGGGCUAUCGUUUCAGAUAAACUAAAAUACUGUAAUCCCUAUAAUGACAUAGAUUUUCCAACAUUAUUAGGCAUGGUAUGUGAGCUGCUGUUGCUGAAUAAAUGUCCAAAACGCUCUGUUUAUGUGAUUGAUUUUUAUGGCUGAAUUACUCAUUUCAUUUUUACUUGGCAUAAUCAACCACAUGGUGGCAUUGCAGUAACACAGCAGCCCCUGUUUAACAUGACAGGCUUGUCUAUACAGCACUCUGCUGCCUGCCGAGAUCUCCCACAUGACCUGCUGUUUAAUUAGAGGCUGUAUUAACAUGCAGAGAUUAAACGGAUAAUAUUUAAUGAAGACUUUGACAUUUUGAAGACUUUCAGUGUGGCGCUUGUGGCUCAACAUGUAUAUUAUUUCCCAUUUUUUUUUUAUUUCAGAUACAAUAUUAGAUUAAAAGCUUAUUAUGAUUAUAUAUAUUUUUUUCCUGACAACUCUCUAGCUAUUUGACAUGAACCAUAAACUAACAGUGUGAUCUGCAUAUGUUGGUUCCAUUUGAUAGAACCAGGCUUAUAAAUAUUGGUUUUGCAGUGUAGACAUAUCAAACUGAUUUACUGUAGCAUGUCUGUAC
Molecule: messenger RNA, 3355 nt
Organism: Melanotaenia boesemani (Boeseman's rainbowfish)
Lineage: Eukaryota; Metazoa; Chordata; Actinopteri; Atheriniformes; Melanotaeniidae
Gene: clmnb
Product: calmin b
Exons: 9
Coding region: 76-2568 (830 amino acids)
Biological process (GO): nuclear migration
Cellular component (GO): nuclear outer membrane; cytoplasm; meiotic nuclear membrane microtubule tethering complex
Molecular function (GO): actin filament binding
Source: RefSeq, a predicted model, not a curated record